Molecule: messenger RNA, 1400 nt
Organism: Haliotis rubra (blacklip abalone)
Lineage: Eukaryota; Metazoa; Mollusca; Gastropoda; Lepetellida; Haliotidae
Product: glutamate--cysteine ligase regulatory subunit-like
Exons: 7
Coding region: 41-859 (272 amino acids)
Biological process (GO): glutathione biosynthetic process
Cellular component (GO): glutamate-cysteine ligase complex
Molecular function (GO): glutamate-cysteine ligase catalytic subunit binding; enzyme regulator activity
Source: RefSeq, a predicted model, not a curated record
GUCUCUUGAGGAAGGCAACAGAUCCCAAACAGUGACAAGCAUGGCGGAUGAUAUUCCUGUGUUUCCCAAAGCGAGCACCUUGCAAGUUCAUAGUGGUGAUAUUGUCAAUUGGGACAGGCUAAAGAGGAAGCCAAAUCAAAAUUCCACGGAGGAGCUCAAGGAAUGCAUUGAAGCUGCCUUGAAAAAGUUUCUGUCCACUGCUGAUAAAACUCAACUUCAGUACACUAAUGACCUACUGUGUGUCAACUGCUCCCAGAAGGAGCAGACUGGUUCUGAAGAGAGACCAGACCUCAAGAUCACUGGGAAGUUGUUUUUAUCAACUCAACAGUCACCGGAAGUCAUCAGAGAAACAGUUGAGAAGUUGUUCCGAGAACUACAGAAUGUGACGUAUAUGGAGACGUUGAUGCUGUCCCUGCCGGAGCUGGAUGAGGAGAUAACAGUGGAGCAGAUCAAGCCCUACUGGGAGGUCAUGGAGGAACUGGUGGAAGAUGAGACAGUUCUCUCCCUUGGCAUAUGUGACCUUGACAAGGCACGGCUGGAAGAGUUGUUUAUCUGGGCUAAGGUGAAGCCAUGUGUGAACCAGGUGAAUCUGGCAUCAUGCUGCGUGAUGCCUGCUGAUCUGACAGAGUACGCAAAACAGAAUGACAUCCAACUCCUCACACACAGUGAUGAAACAGAGAUCAUGCCAGUGAAGACUCUUCAAGACUCCAUCAAGGUCUGCGCGACGGAGAAAGACAGUGAACUCUGGGAGCCUGCAUGGACCCUGCGAUACUCUGUCAUUGUCAAAUGUCGAGGAAUUGUCAAAACGAAAGGCUACAUUUUCAAGGCAAACCGAGUCGCAAAAAAGAAGUUGACUUAAGAUCUGUGUCACCUUUGGACAUUAUUUAUGAUUUUGCACUUAGUGAUUUAUGUGAGCUGACACAAAAAUGAAAAGUAUAUAAUACGCACACUUUUAUUUUCAUGUACAAAGACAUGUCAGUAUAUAUGUUCAGCAUACAAUCAUGAUAAUCAGUAUGGUUAGACAAGACCGCUAGUCUUUUUGUCUGAGACUAGUAAAAUUCUAGAGGGACCAGUUGUUUUCUAACCAAAUCUAAUUAUUUUACAUCAACAACUGCAGAUUACUGGUAGUUGAAUGUGACUAAUAGUGGACUCCAAUAAAGUAGGCUUCAUAGUUGAAUAGGUGCUAUUUCAGUGUUUACAAACGUGGCAUUGUUUUUGUGUAAUGGCAGUUGAGUCAGAAGCGACCACCAAGGUUCUAGACAUAUAACCAUCGUGGUUAAUAUAGUAAGGGCAGCAGUUUUGUUUUCUGUUUCCCAUCGACCGACUGACCCUUCUAAUUUUAUUGCCGACCCCCCACGCCCAAACUUUUUUUUUUCAUACCAACACUGCCGAUUGGAACC